Messenger RNA from Cuscuta epithymum, 973 nucleotides. The record is from the annotation of a GenBank genome assembly. NCBI's taxonomy places the organism in Eukaryota, Viridiplantae, Streptophyta, Magnoliopsida, Solanales, Convolvulaceae.
UCCAGUAAACCCAAUUUACGUGUAUUACGCCAAUUUACGUAAAAACUGCAGUAAAUCCAUUAAUCUUCUACUCCGUAUAGCAAAAUUACGAUUAGGGUUUUUGGAUCGCAGCUGCUCUUGAUCCGAAUUUUCAGCAACCAUGGUUCUCAAGACUGAACUUUGCCGCUUUAGUGGUGCCAAGAUUUAUCCUGGGAAAGGAAUCAGAUUUGUGCGUGCAGAUUCUCAGGUUUUCCUGUUUGCACAAUCAAAAUGCAAGAGGUACUUUCAUAACCGUUUGAAGCCUGCCAAGCUCACGUGGACUGCUGUGUACAGAAAACAGCACAAGAAGGAUCAUGCCCAAGAGGCUGUUAAGAGGAAGAGACGCACCACAAAGAAGCCUUAUUCUAGAUCUAUUGUGGGUGCAACCUUAGAGGUAAUCCAGAAGAAAAGAGCCGAAAAGCCAGAAGUCCGUGAUGCCGCAAGGGAGGCUGCUCUCCGUGAAAUUAAGGAAAGGAUAAAAAAGACAAAAGAUGAAAAGAAGGCAAAGAAGGCAGAAGUGAUGGCCAAGUCAAAUAAGGCAGGGAAGGUCCCCAGAAGUGCUACACAGGCCAAGGGUCCUAAGAUUGGAGGAGGCGGCGGAAAACGCUGAGCUAGGUGUUCUUUUUAGUUCGCUUAGAGAAAUAUGAAGAAUCACCAAGGGUUAUUUUAUGUUCAUUUCAUCACUUCAAAAUUUUGAUCUUGGCCAUAAACUCGUCACAGGUUGUUAGGCCUUUUGAUUGCCACAUUUAGCUAUUUGUCUUUCUGCCGCCCUGCAUUGAACAUGAAUUUCUUUAUUCAACAGAAAAAAGAAUUACACAAUCUGUAUAGUGGUCAUUUAUUAAAGAUGCCUUAACCCUGUUAUUUCUCUUUACGUCCAAACAUAGUUCAGUUUACCUUGCAUCAACCGAGGUAGACUUAUUCGGUUAUGUCUUUCCUUGAUCUUUGUUGAUUCUGC